CUCUCUCUCAUCAUCUCUCUCUCUCUCUCUCUCAUCAUCUCUCUCUCUCUCUCUAUAACAUUGUAGUGUGUGUGGAGCCCAUCGCUGAACCUCUGCUUAGCUGGCUUCAAGCUCUUUUUAUGGAGCUUGUCUGCUUCACUGUUUCCCCACCCAAUUCACAACUAAAUUAACCAAAAAACAAUUCCAAAUUCACUUUCCUCCAAACUCUUCUUUUCAAUUCUAUCAUUCAUAUGCACAUACCCUUUUUCUUAUUCAACAAUUUCAUCAUCAUCAUCUACAUAGUACAUACCAAACCCCCAAAAAACUAAACAAAAAACCCUACUUCUGUGUUUUUUCAUUUCAUGGAUCCUCAGAUCUAAAGAUUUCACAAUCCCUUCAUUUUCGGAUCAUCCAAUUAAGACUCUAAUUGUUUGUUUGUGGUGAAUCAUCAUCAUUGUUGUGGUAACUGGUGACUUGUGAGAGUUUAUCAGUGUAAUACUGUAUCUAUAUAGUAUAUAGUGAUUGAACAUUCCGAGGGGGGAACUGUGUUUUUGUGGUAUAUGUUAGAUGUGGAAAUCCUUGAUGGUUGUUUGGUGAAAUGAGGGAUGUUAUCGGAGUUAGUGAGAUUUUUGAAGGCCUGCUUUCGGCCGAGUUCGGACAAAUAUGUACAUGCGGGGCCAGACGCUGGAGGUAGACAGGAUGGACUAUUAUGGUACAAAGACUCGGGGCAGCAUAUGUGUGGCGAAUUUUCGAUGGCGGUAGUCCAAGCAAACAACUUGCUAGAGGAUCAGAGCCAGAUUGAAUCGGGGAGUUUGAGCUUGAAUGAGUCUGGCCCUUAUGGAACUUUUGUUGGUGUCUAUGAUGGGCAUGGAGGGCCUGAGACGUCACGGUUUGUCAACAAUCACCUUUUUCACAAUCUCAAGAGAUUUACUUCUGAGCAACAAUCGAUGUCAGUGGAUGUAAUUCGCAAGGCAUUUGAAGCAACAGAAGAGGGGUUUAUGUCACUGGUUUCGAGACUGUGGCCAAUUUCACCGCAAAUUGCAGCAGUUGGUUCAUGCUGUCUUGUUGGUAUUAUUUGUAAUGGAACCCUUUAUAUAGCAAAUCUUGGUGAUUCCAGGGCUGUUUUGGGAAGAGUGGUCAAGGCAACUGGUGAGGUCUUAGCCAUGCAAUUAUCAACAGAGCACAAUGCAUCAAUAGAGUCCGUAAGACAGGAGCUGCAUUCGUUGCACCCCGAUGAUUCAAAUAUUGUCGUUUUAAAGCAUAAUGUAUGGCGUGUGAAGGGAAUUAUUCAAAUUUCUAGAUCUAUUGGUGAUGUAUAUUUGAAAAAAGCCGAGUUUAAUAGAGAACCAUUGUAUGCUAAAUUUCGAGUUCAUGAGCCGUUGAAGAGGCCAGUACUGAGCUCAGAACCAUCCAUAUUAGUGCAUCAAUUGCAGCCUCAUGACCAAUUUAUUAUUUUCGCAUCUGAUGGGUUAUGGGAGCACUUCAACAAUCAAGAAGCAGUUGAUAUAGUGCAAAACAACCCUCGCUCGGGAAUUGCAAAGAGGAUGGUGAAAGCAGCACUUCAAGCAGCGGCGGAGAAGAGAGAAAUGAGAUAUUCAGAUUUAAAUAAAAUUGACCGUGGAGUUCGGCGACAUUUCCACGAUGAUAUAACUGUGAUUGUUGUGUAUCUUGACUCAAAUCUGAUGAGCAGGGCAAGCACUGUGAAGUUCCCUAGUAUUUCUAUUAGAGGGGGAGGUGUUAAUAUCCCUCACAACACAUUGGCACCUUGUACUACUAUACCAACAGAUAUUGCUGGUACUUGAUCAUCAUGUUUAAUUUAAUUGGAGGAUUUAUCUAUACUAGUAGGAUUUAGAGUAUCAACAAAUAUAUUUUAAAUUGCAUCAUUUUGAUGUGCCAAAGGUCCACAUUUAGUAAGAAGUGAACAAAUGUUAGAAUAAAGUAAAGUGUUCUUGAAUAAAAGUUAGCAACAAAUGUAAA
Molecule: messenger RNA, 1956 nt
Organism: Cicer arietinum (chickpea)
Lineage: Eukaryota; Viridiplantae; Streptophyta; Magnoliopsida; Fabales; Fabaceae
Product: probable protein phosphatase 2C 79
Biological process (GO): protein dephosphorylation
Molecular function (GO): protein serine/threonine phosphatase activity; cation binding
Source: RefSeq, a predicted model, not a curated record